Argentina anserina (silverweed cinquefoil) is the source of this 2627-nucleotide messenger RNA. Its product is annotated as protein WVD2-like 7. The record is from RefSeq and is a predicted model, not a curated record. Bases 333 to 1928 code for a protein of 531 amino acids. NCBI's taxonomy places the organism in Eukaryota, Viridiplantae, Streptophyta, Magnoliopsida, Rosales, Rosaceae. The transcript has 10 exons.
UCUUCCUCCUCCCUUCUCUAUCUCAAAGCCUCAGACCAGUAAAGCCAAACAAGAACUAAAUGUGACCCCAGAAAUGAAAAACUAAUCAGAACAAGAUCUCAAAGCAAACACACAGUGGUGGGUUUCUUUGUCCUGUCGCUCAUGUGACUCAUGUGGUUCUGUUUUACUGUUUUAGGCUCCUAACACGCUUGCUUCAGAUUCCUAAUCAAUAUUCUGCUCAUUUCUUCUUAAGCAAACCAUUUCAUAACCAAGGACACAGACUUCAGCAGUCUGCUAUUCCUUUCUUGUUCUUAAAAAAUGCGUCUUUAAAGGAUUGACAUUGUUUUGUAGUCAUGGCUGGGGAAAUAGAAGAACCCUUUAGCUUUAGAUUUCAGGCAGAGUAUAUACAUUCUGGCUCCAUAUCAUUUGGGAGGUUCGAAAACGAAGGCUUGUCUUGGGAAAGGAGGUCUGCAUUCUCACAUAACAGAUAUGUUGAAGAAGUUGAGAAAUGCAUGAAACCAGGUUCAGUUACUGAGAGGAAAGCUUAUUUUGAAGCCCAUUUUAAGAAGAAGGGUCUUCCAAGACCAAACUUAGCCGAGUGCUAUAGAGUCUGCAGAAAUGAUGCAUCUGAGAGUGAUGGUGCUUACAGAGAAGAGUGUGAACUUGGAAAUGAAGGGAGUAAUUGUACCGAAUCCGAUGAGAGGUCGGAGGGUUCUGUCAGUUCUGUGUAUCUCGGAGACUUUGAAGUCAAAGAAUGUGAAAAGGAAGAAGCUCUUGAAGUGUCAUUAUCUGAACCUCAGAGGGCACCUACAGUGAAUCAAAUUGCUAUUUUGGUGGAUGGUGCUGUUGAAGAUGUUAAUUUUGAGGAACCAAAUCAACCAGAGAGAGGUUGUGAAAACUCAUCUCCAAUUGUAGAGGAACCGGAGGGAGAUGUAAAUGAGAAUCAUGAUGGUGUUGCAAAGAAUGCUGAAGUGCCAUCUAAGAUUGAACCAGCUGAGUGUGUUGACAAAACCAUUGUGGAAAGUGGCAAAUGUGCUUCUUCAAAGUUGAAGGUUGUAAAAGAAUCCAAGUUGGGAAAGCCUAAGGCCAGCAUUUCUCAGGUCAGAAGAGGCAGUUCUGCUAAACAUCCUUUGCAGAAUUAUAAUACUAGACAAAGAGAGCGCACACGAAAAACAGAUAAAGACAUGCUCCCAUCAAAAACAGCAGCGCCAGCUACGCAUUCUGUACGCAGGACUCCAAAGUUAGAGGAGUCCAUGCAGGGGAAGUCUUUUAAUGAGAGCAAAAGUGAUAUAGAGUCAUCAAUCAAGAAGCUUCACGAGCUUCAACCUUCCGCAUUCAAGCCUGAAACCAGAGGACGCCAAAUGACAAACAGGAUAAGUAACGGAGCCAAUCUGUCCAAGUCUGAUACAAGAUCAACUGUUUCAACUUUGAAAUUCAAGAGUUCUGAGCGAGCAGAAAAGAGGAAAGAGUUCUUCAUGAAGUUGGAAGAAAAACUGCACGCAAAGGAAGAUGAAAUGAUCAAGGUCCAAGCACGAAAACAGGAGAAGAGAGAAGCUGAGAUUAAGCAAUUCCGGAGAGCCCUCAACUUCAAAGCAGCGCCUAUGCCUUCUUUCUACAAUGUACCUACAGCUUCGAAGCCUGAUGAAAGCAAGAUUGCCUCAACCAAGUGCUCUAAAGUAGAAACUAGCCGAGGUAACGGUCGUGCUGUAAGAUUGACAUCACCUUCCGAGUCAGGAAAGAGUGAAGCUGCCACAGGAGAAACUAAAUGCAUGAUGGCUGAGGCCUGUGUAAGAAAAGGUGAAGUCACUAUUGCGCAGAGGACUCGAGCAUCUGAGAGCAGGAAGCAUGCGACAAAUGAGAAAAAUGUAGCGAAGAAAAAAGUGGGAGCCGAAAGAAAUGGCAGUGAGAUAGUGAUGAAGGGUACUGUUACACCCACGCUAAUGCUAUAGGCAGGGGCACGCAGGGCAUGGUUUCUUCUUGCACCUUGUCCAUGCGUGGGAAGCUUAAAGCAGGGAGUAGGAGCGUAGGAACAAGACGGAGAACAAGUGAAGACCCGUGCGGAGCUAUUAGCCUCGUUAGCAGGCAUGCAUAUUAGCCUCACUAGUAACAGCGUAGGCAGACUGAGACCCGAAGGCAACACAGACCCAGGCAAGAAUGACCCAAAGACAACGCAGAUCCGUGCAAGGAUAUUAGCCUCUCCAGCAGCAGUAGUAGCGUAGGGCAGUACAGACAGAUUAGCCUCACGAGGCAGUUGCAGACCGUGCAUGCAGUUUAGCCUCGUCAGUAGGCGGUUGCGAGGAUAUUAGCCUCGUCAGUAGGGGCAGUUGCAGAGUAAGGAUAAUGACAGUUAUUUAGGCAGUUACAAGAGGUUUAUGGAAUGUUAUUUAGGGGCAGUUGGCGCAUGUUAAGGGGAGUUAUGCAAGGACAGUUGGUGCACGAAUUGUGGGGAAGUUACUUGGGCAGUUGCAUGCCUUGGCAAAUCAUACAAGCAUACCACCCACCUCGUCUUGGCAAUUAAUAAACCUAGUAGUGGGGGUUGUCCACUACACCUAUAGUUAAGGCAUGUAUGUCAUGUGUCAUAGGGAAGUUGGGAAUGUCAACUUCCAUGCUAGUUAGUAGGUUUAAAUAGUUUGUAGGUCAAAGCAUGA